AUGGUGCGAAAGCUCAAGCAUCAUGAGCAGAAACUACUGCGCAAGGUCGACUUUGUCAACUAUCCUUCCGACGACCAGCACCGUGCCGCAGCAGUCCUCCGACGAUACUCAGUUCAGAAUCCAUCCGACUACAGCUCAUACAACCGUCUCGCGGGAAAGUUGAGGCACCUGGCGCAUCGCAUCGCGCUUCUACCUCCCGAGUCGCCAUUUCGAAGGAAACAGGAGGAUUUGCUCUUGGAGAAGUUGCACGAUAUGGGCCUGCUAGGCAUCGGCGGAGGUGGCAAGGGCAAGCUGAGCGAUGUUGAGAAGAAGGUAACCGUAUCGGCCUUCUGUAGGAGAAGACUUGGUGUUGUCAUGACCCGGUUGAGGAUGUCGGAGACGGUCAGCGCGGCGAACAAGUUCAUCGAGCAGGGCCAUGUGAGAGUGGGAACAGAAGUGGUCACCGAUCCGGCUUUCCUCGUCAAUAGGUAUGCGAUUGAGCAAGACUCGUUUCCAAAAGCUCUAGUACUGACUGCAAGUAUAGGAACAUGGAAGAUUUUGUCACCUGGGUCGACUCUUCGAAGAUCAAGCGGAACAUCAUGAAGUACCGGGAUAAGUUGGACGAUUUCGACCUUCUCUGA
This is a messenger RNA of Lecanosticta acicola, 620 nucleotides long. The record is from the annotation of a GenBank genome assembly. NCBI's taxonomy places the organism in Eukaryota, Fungi, Ascomycota, Dothideomycetes, Mycosphaerellales, Mycosphaerellaceae.